AUGUCGCCCGGCAUGAAUCACUCUGUGCUGCGAACUAGCGAACCCGCAAAGCUUGCCCGAUAUUUCCAAGAACAAGGUGCACAACAUGGCAUCCAGGCAGUUACAAAGGAGCUUCUGGAAGGCAUCGAGAAUGAGUCGCUCCCACCUACGAUAUACGGCAUCUGGUUGAACGCGAGCGGUGACUGUCAAGCUGUCCAUGCGGGACUAAUUCAGCAUUUCUCCAGAAGCGUUCGACAUGCGUCAAGCGUCAAAUUCGGCCGAAUCCUCCGCAGCGAUCGUGCGAAAGAAAUCUGGCAAGCCGUAGGUGGAACAUUGGGAAUUGUUGCAUUCCUCUCUCAGGCCGCUGUGCGGGAUGUCAAGCAAUUUUGCCAUGAAGUUGGGAGAGCAUGGUCCUCUCGAGUCGCAGUCGAAGUACGGCAACAGCUUGUGGAUGAGCUUUAUCUGGCACUGGUACAGCAGAACUUCAGCCCUUCCGUCAUCAAGGUCUUGGAACGGAGGCCUCUGAGAGCGCACUACCGCCGUGUCGCUCCGGCUGGCUCAACUGCUCUGGCCACAGUUCAUGUGCGAGGCAAUGACCAAGCAUUGAAGACCUCUUCUCUGGAAGCGCAUUCGAACUUCUUCCGGGAGCAAUUCCUACAGUCCUUGGCCGAUGAGACGCAAAAAGUCGAUUUUAACCGCAUGGCCGCCUUGCUCAACAUCAACUGCAACGAUCAAACGGCCUAUCAUGGACAUCGGCUUCCCGUCAACGUAGUUUUUGCCAUACAUGCACUGGAGGGUCUAUCCCAACGAGUAUAUGUCGAAGACUUCAAAUCUGGCAAGCUUCAUGCGCUACUAAGAGAAAAACUGUUUGCAAAGCUGUACAUACUCAAGAUCAAGCCGAAACUCGUUGCAGAAGUUGUUGAUUCGUACGCCCGGUACUUCGACAAGCACGUCAGGCGCAAGUACAAUUUCAGCUUCUAUCAGAAGAAGACCAUCUUAGAGUUCAUCGCACGCAAAUGGUGUCGGCACCCGCAAGAACUCACACCCUCACUCAUACGAGUGUUUCGACUAAUUCCCAAGACCCAGACCAUUCACUUAAUGGAUUUCGAAAAACUGCUGAUCGAAGUCCCUUGGUCGGCAAGACUCCGCUUAUUUGAACUGGCUGUGCAACACAUACCAUCUCUAGGGCACGACAUAUCAACAGAUCACGGUCUCAAAGCACUGUCAUUCGAAUGGACGGAAAGAUUCCUCUUGUGCUUAGACAAGCCUGGAGCUCGAAGAUUGUUCGAUCGACUGGUGAGGCUCAAGCCAGAUCUAUUCGGAACCGAGGAGAUCCAAGAAGUGUACCAGAUCAAGCGGGAUCCAACUUACCUCCGACUCUUGCUAGCUGUUGAGGACCCGGACCUGCUCCAGCUAGCCAACGCUGCGCUAGAUUAUCGUAAGAAGGAGGCCUAUAAGGCGCGAAAGCAGCCGGAGAGAUGUUUCUGGAUUCAGUACGCGUUGAGGUGCGCCACGGCUUCUUGCUCGCUCCCCUUGUAUCGAGACACGUUGGUCUGGGCGAGGAAGUAUACGAGAGAUCCUCUUACAGCUGCAGUCAUCUAUUCUCAAAGUGAUCUGCAAAGGAGCGACAGCAUCGCGUUGUUGCGUGGCUUCGGUGCAGUCGCCUCUGGAGGUUCAGCGGCCGAUGUGCAGCGCGAUGUGCAGCAGGCUAAUGUGAUCUGUCGGGAGCUGCUUGAUACCGCAUGCGAAGCGGUGGGUGAGCCAAGUUUCUCCAGGCACCACUGGACCGGAGUAUUCAGCCUGAUGGACGCUGUCGUCCACAGCAGAUUCAAGCACGUGAAUGCGCUACAGGACAAGCUCCAUAUUCCGAACGAGGCACUAUACGAAAUUGUCUGGCAAGAUACCCUCGAAACAUGCAUAAUCUUGGAAACAUUGGGACUUCAAGAUAGCAACGCAGACUUGGAGUUCAACAAAGUGGGUGGCCCACUCUGUAACACUGCCGAUUGGGGCUCGUUGAUCGUUGUUGAUGAUCCUCGGCCAGCGACAAUGCGCUUCUUAGAUCAGCUUGCUGUACGCCGAAAUCAGCUCUGGGAGUCAUACCGCCAAGCUGAGCGGCCAGCCGUUCUAACACUACCGGAAGUACAUCCGCGAGGACUGCCGUUUCAACACCUCCUGCCUGUUUCUCUCGUCAAUUGUAGAGAAGCAGCACAUAUCCCUUACUUACAGGAACGAGCCAGCCAAGCUGUAUAUGCCGAUCCUGAGUUUGCGAUGUCAGCACCUCCGGAAGAUGAAGAGACAAUCGCUGCCAUGGGACCUUUCGUGGAGAACUAUGGAUUUGCGCUAGGAAACUACGUAUGCUGGAGUUCAGAUAGACGAGCGACUGCGCUCAAUGCAUGGGAACACGCUACGGUCUCGCUCUCUGUUAGUCGAAUGUCUCCAGAGGAAGCGGUGUCCUUUUGGUCACCCAUAUUCGAGACGGCGUUAAGCAAUCUUGACCUCAAAGGGCCUUGGAACGAGACCCCAGUACCAUCAGGUAAUCUCGAGCUUCCAGCAAGCAAUGAUGGCGAUGGACAGCCGAUGGAAUGGAACCCAGACACAGAGUACAGGGACUUCGACGUCAAAUUUCGUCGUCUUCCGCGCACUAUGCUGGAUGUCAUGGUCAACAACCCUUUCAGCCGGCAUGGCUUGCAUGAGGAUAUCAAGUCCCGCUUGGAAGAUGAAUGUGAAGGACAUGUGCCUGCGCGAAGAACGACAUUGUUCUGGGAUCGUCAUCAAGAUAGACGUGCUUCACCGGCGACGAAAGAAGCGCUCAUUGCUGCUGUAUUGUUGUACAUCAGCGCGAAGAACCAAAUGACGCCGACUCUGCUAGCCGCUCCGUACCCGUCAGGAUUCGAUCCUAGGUACCCGGCUCUCUACCUUGACGGGGACUUUCUCAUGCGAGAAGAGCUUGACACGGACUCUAUAUGGGAUUUGCUGAAAAUGCUAGCGGCCAGAAUCCCUCCAACGCUGCUGCUGCGGCUCACCGAAGGUGUACUUAACGCAGCAGAUCAAACGCAGAAGCGUACGGCACAGGAUGCUCUCCAACUGUUGCAGUUGCUCGUCAAGUGUGACAAGCCGCAGGUGACGCUGCAGCUCGUUCAGCAGAUCAUCUUGGACCGCCCUGAGGACAGCUCAUGGCAUCGUAUGAUCCUUCAUCCAGGUCUUCUGAAUUCUCUACCGGAAGCUGUCGCGCGCGGAUUUCUGACAAGCCUGAGUGAAGAUAUACAGCUCAAGCUUGCUGGGAAGGUCGACCGCGACAGUACAUCUGCGGAUGAACAGCAACCAGCAGUGAAAGUAACGACGGUCAAGCUACUCGCACAAUUAAUGUCUGGAGCCGAGUUCAUCGAGGAGACUCAAGCUUGUCAGAUCUUGUUCUCCAUUCUGGCCGUCGCGAAGCAUGUUGAUAUCAUCGUUUCUGUUGUCCACAGCCUGGUUGGCAUCCUCAAAAGCCCGUCCGGCCAAGACGGAAAAGUGAACCUCAUCCUGGACGCCUUGGAACGAUUCGUUGUACCGAUCAUCUCAAGCAUCAAUGAGCGAAUUCCACUGCGCGAGCAACAGUGGCAGCAACUAGAGCGCGAUCCAAGUAUGGAACUGCCGGAGAUCUAUAUGGAGAGUGUUGCAACCGAGAUCCCACCUGUGCUAUCUACUGUCCUCGGUGCUAUGCAAGACCUUCACGAAAACUUACAAGAACAAAUGUUGACUCGUGUCUUGAUCCCAACGCUGCGAGGCUCUGUAGUCAACAACACGCGGUGGUUGAAGUUGCUUUGUCGACACUUGAACAUGCCAGACGUCGAGCUUCCGUCUAUGCCUCUCAAGUUGCGCUUCCUCACACAGCUUCUCAGCUAUCCAAGCUUCAUCCCGGCUUCAAUACUAGACUUCUGGCUGCAGGUCUACAGGUCUACCUACGAUCCGUCCACCGACAUCGCCUUCAUCACAAAACGUAUCGAAGAAGACUCAGAACUCCGUACUUCAAAUGCCGGAAAGCAUUGGCUGUCACUCUUCUCUGGCCAAGCAGUCCCCAAUCUCACAGUAGAUGAUCCAUUUCGCAAACUUCUACACACGGACGACUGGAAACAGAAACCCGGCGGGCCUUCGAUCUCCCAAAUCCAGAACAUCGUACUUCAGCACGCGGAGCUCUUGCUUCAUAAAGCCGGACCUGACUUCAAGGACUGGGAGGCCUUCAUCAAGUACUACAAGUCGCCUUCAUGGGUCGUGAGAAUAGAACCUGCUUGGACGUUAUAUUACCAGAAUCAACGACCACUCGUCGAAGAAAUCUAUAACCGCAUUGAAGCAAUGAGGACAGAUGAGUGGCAGAGAAACCUGGAUCGUUCUCCAGUUGUCUUACCUGAUACUUUCAAUCUACGAAUGUGGCUCCUGAUCAAAGACAGCGAAAAUAACCCCGAAGAACAAUUCAUCCGCGGCGUCGAAACUCUCGUGGAGGAAAUCGGUUCUUCACAAAGGCCUGGUGCUCAGCAUUACAAAGAUCUCGUCGUCUUCGUCGGCGGACAAAGUCUGCCUUGGGAAGCCCAGGCUAAGUUAGCGUUAAAUCUUGGAGAUCUGAAAGCUUGUGAGCGUGGGGGAGAAGGGCUAUUCGAUAGGACGAGCUAUGCGCGUGUGGAUUUUGCGAAGAGGAUGGUGGAGAGUUUGGCGAAGCCUCAGGGUGUGGGGUUGAGGAAUCGGGUUGUGGAUAUGGUGGAGAGUUGGGUUGGGUGUUUUGAUGAGGAGAUUAGGAUGAUGGGGUUGAGGUUGAGGAAUGUUACGGAUGCGGAUCGAUACUGGAAGAAUGAGAAGUGGUAUUUGGUGAGGGUGGAGGAGUGA
This is a messenger RNA of Cercospora beticola, 4836 nucleotides long. RefSeq lists its product as uncharacterized. Lineage: Eukaryota; Fungi; Ascomycota; Dothideomycetes; Mycosphaerellales; Mycosphaerellaceae. The record is from RefSeq and is a predicted model, not a curated record.